AUGCAGGUCGUCGAUCUUUCUCAUCCUCUCAAACCUGGAAUGCAGGUGUAUCCAGGAGAUCCUGAAUUCGCCGUGUCUAGUGUUGCUGCUAUCGAGAAAGACGGCUACGCAGUCUGUGCUUUAUCCCUCGGCUCCCACACCGGCACACACGUCGAUGCUCCAGCCCAUUUUUUCGCCGACGGCCUCACCAUCGAGCAAAUCCCGAUCGGAAUGUUCAUCGGCCCCGCGUUGGUCGUCGAUCUAACUCACAAAGCGGCGCGCGAAGAGAUCAAGUGGGAGGAUCUUGUUCAAUAUGCUCCGCGGAUGAAGCAGGGGACGUUGUUGCUCCUUCGCACGGGCUGGUCACGGCAUUGGGGCACACCCGAGUACUUUGAUCAUCCCUACCUGUCGCACGCUGCAGCAGAGAAAGUGAUCGAAUGCGGUGUGCGUCUCAUUGGCGUGGAUAGCUUGAAUCCUGACGAGACCCGUUCCGACGACACGGGCGUUUUCGGAGUGCAUGAGGUUGUCCUCGGCGCUGGAGGAAUCAUUGCUGAGAAUCUGACGAACCUGGAGCUUCUGCAGGACGGAGACUACGUAGUACAUUUGGUACCACUCAGCAUCAGCGCGAGUGACGGGUCUCCCGUUCGUGCAUUCGCAACAAAAGUGACAUGA
This is a messenger RNA of Mycena citricolor, 651 nucleotides long. The record is from the annotation of a GenBank genome assembly. NCBI's taxonomy places the organism in Eukaryota, Fungi, Basidiomycota, Agaricomycetes, Agaricales, Mycenaceae.